AUGAAAACGAAGAAAAGGAAAACGCUUGAGCCCCGGAACCUUCCUUCCCUCCAGUCGCUGCUCCUCUUCCACGUCCUCCCCGCCCGCCUCCACGCCGCCUCCUUCCUCUCCCGACGCCACCACCCCACGCUCGCCGGCGAGCCGCUGGAGCUCGGGCCCGCCGUGUCCCGCGCCGUGACGCGGCCCGACGCGGUAGUGCGCGCGGACGGCGUCAUCCACGGCGUGGACCGCCUCCUGGUCCCGCGCUCCGUCCAGGACGCCUUCAACCGCCGCCGCAGCCUCGCGUCGUCCAUCUCCGUCGCGCUCCCCACGGGCGCCCCCGAGGUGGACCCGCGCACGCACCGCCUCCUCAAAAAACCCGCCCCGCCGCUGGGUGCCCCGCCGGCGCUCCCUGUCUGGGACGCGAUGGCACCCGGCCCAUCCAUCGCGCCGGCGCCGGCGCCGGGUCCAGGCACCGGGACGCACCGCUUCGACGGGCACGGGCAGGUGAAGGACUUCAUCCAGACCCUCCUCCUCUACGGCGGGUACAACGAGCUGGCCGACAUCCUCGUGAACCUCACCUCGCUCGCCACCGAGAUGGGCCGCCUCGUCUCCGAGGGCUACGUCCUCACCGUGCUGGCCCCCAACGACGAGGCCAUGGCGCGGCUCACCACGGACCAGCUCAGCGAGCCGGGGUCGCCGGAGUCCACGAUGGCGCCGCCGGACCCCGCGGCGUUGGCCGCGAACGCCCGCGCCGGGAGCCGCACCGCCUUCCCGCCCACUGUCACGCCCGACAGCGCCAGGUAG
Molecule: messenger RNA, 786 nt
Organism: Sorghum bicolor (sorghum)
Lineage: Eukaryota; Viridiplantae; Streptophyta; Magnoliopsida; Poales; Poaceae
Product: fasciclin-like arabinogalactan protein 15
Exons: 1
Coding region: 1-786 (261 amino acids)
Source: RefSeq, a predicted model, not a curated record